Vespula vulgaris is the source of this 4640-nucleotide messenger RNA. RefSeq names its product recQ-mediated genome instability protein 1-like. NCBI's taxonomy places the organism in Eukaryota, Metazoa, Arthropoda, Insecta, Hymenoptera, Vespidae. The record is from RefSeq and is a predicted model, not a curated record. Bases 442 to 2190 code for a protein of 582 amino acids. The transcript has 8 exons. Gene Ontology annotation, biological process: resolution of meiotic recombination intermediates; double-strand break repair via homologous recombination. Gene Ontology annotation, cellular component: RecQ family helicase-topoisomerase III complex; nuclear body. Gene Ontology annotation, molecular function: nucleotide binding.
CGCUUCAGUUUAUAUACAUACAUUCAAAUAUAAAUAACGAUGAUUAGUACUAUAUAAUGUUUUAACAAAUUUUAUUAUCAAAAUAGUAAACAAUGAAUGAAGAUCUCGUAAAACGAGUUAAAAACACAUUAAAAUCAGAAUCAUAUUCUAUGAAUGAAAUAUGGUUAAGAGAUUGUAUAGAAUAUUUUACUUCAGAAAAUGAUACUAUAAAUAAAAUCAUAAUAAUAGUGAACAUUUUUUAACAUUAUGAUCAUCAUACAAGUUUAUAUUUCAUUUUAUGGUUAUGUUUCACUGUAGAUAGUAUAUAAUGAAAUAUUAAAAUUUGUGAGAACACAAUGGCAAUUAAGUGAUUUACGUGAGAUUAAUAAUGAUAAUGGAUGUUUACCAAGAAAUCUUAAUCAACAAAUAUGUACAGUGUUACCUGGAACUUAUAUCCUUCAGAUGAACACAAUGUAUGACAUAUCAACUUCAAAAUAUAAGCAGUUAGAACAGAUUCGUAAUGUUUCAAACGUUAACAUAGAAGCAACAGAAAAUAAUAAACCUCAGAUGUGGGAGCCUAAAACAAAGAGGAUGCUUCUAUUACAUCUAACAGAUGGUAUUCAAGAUAUUAGUGCUAUAGAAUAUAAAACUAUUUCAUCCCUACAUGAUACAUUAUUACCUGGAUAUAAAGUAAUGAUUAUCGGUCCUAUAAAAUGCAGAAGAGGUAUUAUUUUAUUAGAAGAAGGUAAAUUUAGAGAAAUUGGUGGAGAAGUAGAAAGUUUAUCCAUCACUAAUGCAUUAGAAAAUGUGUUAGCUCGAGCUUUAAACUUUGCAGAAAAUCCAGAUCCUUAUAACGAUAAAAACCAAGAGAUUCAUAAUAAGAAAUCACCUAUUACAAAUGAUUUUUUUGAAGAUGAUUUUGAAGUAAAUUUGGAGGAAGUUACGCGAAUUGAACAACUAAGUCAGGAGACAGAUAGUGUACAAAAUAUAGACAACACAUCACAUACUAUAAAUAUACAAAAUAAUUUAUCUAGUACAAGAAACAUUAAACAACAAAAUUUUGUUCAUCCAAAAAAUACAGUUAACAAAAAUGAAGAGAACAAUAUGAUUGAAAUUGUUGAUAUGGAUGAUGAGUUAUUAGAAAUGAUGGAUGAAGAUCAAUUUAUUGCAUCUACCUCAUCUACAUCUAGUAAUAAUGGAAAUACAGAUAGAGAAAAAAAGAAUUUAGUAAAACCUUUUCGAGUUUUACCUAAAGAAGAUAAUGGUAAUAGUAUGGGAGAUGAUAUAGUAGUAGUAAAAGAUAAAUACAACACAUUGAAAUGCUCAACUGGAAAAAAAAGUAAUAAAGAACAAUCUGAUACGUAUUUUCCAGAGGAUGAUUUUGAUUUUGAUGAUAUUAACAUGUUAGAAGUACUAGAAAAGAAUGAUACACUAUCAAAAAAAAAAGAACUUGAUAUAAAAAGAAAUGAUCAACCAACUAGAUCAUUCUCACAGAAUAUUCCAGAUUCAAAACAUUCCACAACAGAUUCCACAAAAAACAAAAAUUCUUUUGAAACAUCAAAACUUAAGACAAGUAGCAUCAGUAGUAAUGCAACAUCAUCUAGAGCUCAAGUUGAUCAGAAAAUAGAAAUUGGAAUUAAAAGAUCCGCAGCAUUGAUAUCACCACCAACUGUUAAUUCAUCAAAAAUACGUUGUAUCAAAGAAACAUCAAAUCAAGAAAAAGGUGUACAAAAAAUCUCGGACUUUAUGAAAACAAAAAAUGUACAAGAAGAAAUACCAGUGAAAAUUUGUGAUUUCAUUUGUGACAUAAUUGAAGAAACGGUAAAAGAAAUAACGUUUAAAACUGUUCGGGGACAGUUUACUACAUUUGGAAAAUUAUCUAGAAAAAAUUCUUAUUGGCAAUUAGAAGGAACAAUUUCUGAUAAAACUGCAGCUAUAGAUGUUUCUGUUGCUUCCGAGAUUAUAGAAAGAUUUCUUGGGUUUAGCGUUAAAGAAUUUUCCCAAAAAAGAAAACUCGCAAAAAUCAAUAGUGAUAUAGAACAUGAAUUAAGAAUGGCUUGUCGUAAUGCAGAACAAAAAUUGAAACAAUUAGAUGCUUUAUUAGAAUUGGAAUUAAAGCCAGAUCAAAAAGCAAAAGUUGUAAAUAUUAGGUCAUUAACUGAUCAACAAAAGGAAUUAAUUGAUAAAAGACUGAAGGCACUAAAGAUAUAGAAAAUUCUAUUUCAAGUAUUAUUUAACAAAAAAUGUGCUUUAUAUAGUCAUUAUAUCCUAAUUUUUAUAUAGUAUUAUAACAAGCUUUUUACAUUUUUUCUUAUUACAGAUAAAUCAUAGUUGAGUUUAUUAAAAAAAUGAUAACAUUUUAAUUGCAUUACAAUCUACGAUUUUAUUUUUUUAUGUUUUAAUUAUUUAUUUUUGUUAAAUAAAUAAAUAAACUGUUUAGAGAGAGAAUGAGUGAAAGAGUAAUAUACUCCUUAUUGCUUUAAAUAUUGGCCCAUGUAAGAAAGCCAAGAUGCUCCAAUUUAAAACUCGAAAGAGAGAAAAUUAAAGGGAGCAGUGUGCAUUCAUUUUCAAGUUUUUUCUUUUCUUUUCUUUUCUUUUUUUUUUUUAAAUCUUCUGUAAUGGUUGUGCACUCUCGUGAAUACCACACCCUGAUUAUGUGAAAGCGACGGGCAUUGUGCUACGGUACAGGGCAAUCACACCUUGCUCUUCAAUGGCGUAGAAUCUAAAUUCAAGUUUGAGCAACGAAAACAAUAAAAUUAUUUUUUUUUUCUUCUUUUUUUUUUAUUUCAUUUUACGAAUCUAAAAAAAGGCUAAAUUAAAAAUUUUUAUGCUCUCAAUUAAUCAAUUUUUUUUUUAUAUAUUUUCAUUGUUUAUUAUAAAUGUACUUAAUUAUUUAUCAUUGUAUUUUAUACAAAAGCUUUUUUAUUACUAUAAAAAUGCGCUUGCGCUUGACGCAAAUCAGGUUCAAACGAUAUUAUUGAACUACAUUAAAUCUAAUUAAGUUCUAAUUUACGUUAUUACGUUAUAAGUAGUAUCGUGUAUGGAAUUAAAAAAGAAGUGGCACGUAAUAGAUAAUGAUUGACUUAAUUGUUGAACUUAUUUAAACACAUUAUAAUGUGAAUAAUAUAUAUGUAACAAAUUACGUAUUUUAGGUAUAUAUGAGUUAAAAAUAUUUUUUAAAAAUAACAUCUUUCAUAUAUACAUAUACACACAUACAUACAAUUAUUUAUUGAUUAUUUUCGUAUGUUUUUAUAUUCGACUUACGUAAAGAAAGAAAUUAUUGAAAAUUGACUGAGUUAUUUUUACGUAUCUUUAUGAGGUUUUCUAAAAAAAAAAUAAAAAAAAAAUAAAAAAAAAGUUUCUAAAUUAUAUAAAUUAAGAAAAACUCUAAAAGCUUAUUUAUAUACUUGAUAUGUGAAAAUUAGAAGUAUUUCAAAUAAUCAAAAUCUACUUAAACUAUUCACAGCAUCGUUUCUGUACUCGAAGCACAAAUUUUCAUUUUGCCAAAUAAAUAAAAUACACAUCAGAUUCGUAAUAUUACGAUAUGUUAUACAGCCUCUCAUGCAUCAUUAUCAUCAUCAUCUCCUAUGCAUUCUCCUUGUAAAAAUUAAAUGACACAGAGAAAAACUAAAUUCGCUUAUUUAGAUCCUAAAAGAGCGAAUAAUAUAGUACAUUCGUCAACGUACAGUCUUUACAAAGAAAAACAACUAUUAUGGCAAAGAUUAAAAAAUAGGUACAUACAGUUUAUCAAUUUCAUUAUCCAUAAUAUAAAAAUAUUUAUACUUGUGUUUCGCUACCACUAUGAUACUUUCUAUGUUUCCUAUGUUUCUUAUGACUUCUAUGACUACUAGACGACGAAUUACUAACGAUUUGAUGUUGAUGUAGAAGUGAAUGCUGCGGUGGAGCCAAAUGGCCGAGAUGAUGAAUUUGAUGUGGCGUUGGACUUGUAGAACCCGGAUUGAAACAAUGUACUACGGGUACAGGUACUCCAUGAGGAUGACACUUGUGAGGUGGUUGUUUGCAAGGUGGUAAACGUCUCCAAACGUUCAUUAAAUUAGGCCACCAAAUCCAAGCAGCUGUAACUAUGCCACUUCCUAAAGAAGCUACUAAUCGAAGAACGAAAAACUGAACGAGAGGUUUCGACGGUACUCUGGGUGAACUCGAUGGUUCUGGUGCUCUGAGCCAUCUUUCACGACCCCACCAUUCGUAAAAGGUUGUACUGGUUAAACAAAACAUUGUCACUGCAUAAAAUGUAGCAAAGAGACCGACUCUAGUUAACAAAAUUUUAUGUCUCCUAUGUAUUUCACCCGGUGACUUUGACGAAUCUCUUUGUCUGAUCAAUGGAUUGGGAUGUUGUUGUUGUUGUAGUUGUUGUUGUUGUUGUUGAUGUUGUUGUUGUUGAAGUGCGUUUACAACGGAGCUUGGUGUGACCAAUGGCCUUGGUAAUAAAAGAGACGUUAUACCGACAAGAAGGAACGUUGUACCCAGACAUAGAUAAACGAAUUGUGGUAUUAAUACGAGAACCAAAAGAGAUCGGGCAUUUUGUUGUCCUACGAAGCAACUUCCUGAAACAUAGAUGCGAACGAACAAAUAAUUUGUUGUUUUAUAUUAUCCAUGAAUGAAAUAUGUGUUAUCGUGAAAUUAGAAUAAUGGUAAGUAAA